UCUUUAACGGGAAGCAUAUCAAAAUGACGGCCCUGAUCUUCUCUGCCGCAAUUGAGAGUAUGCGGCUCUCGCUCCUGUCGAGCGCGCUGGCUUUGCCGAUGCUAUAUUUGUUUGUGUUCAACGCUGUUCGAGCUUUCCAGCGGCUGCGAGGGGAAGAGACCAAGCCGUUGCUUGCACCGCAUUCGAUGCCGUUGAUCGGACAUGUGCAGUUAUUCCUGGCGCAGCCGGCGAAACUCGCGUCCGUCUUUAGUGCUGCGGAGCAUUCAAAACAAAUAUUCCGCUUCAAGCUGCCCUUUGCCUCGCUGUGGUUUGUCAAGGGCCCAUCGCAGAUCGUGCAGAUAAUGUCCGACUCCAAGACGUUCGACUUCGAGCCUAUGAAGAACAUCGCCCUGCAGCGGAUCCUCGGACUUCCGGGCAGGAUCAUCGAUCUUGCGAAUCGAGAUGACUCGGGUGUGGGCAGGAAACCGCUUCCCGCGAGCAAUAUCCCACAUGGGAGACGCUUUAAUUACUUGGAGCGCAAGACGACGAAGGACUUCACGCGGCCUGCUUCCCAUGCCGCGUUUGUAGACAAAUUCGAGGCUAAUCUCUAUGACUGGGUUGAGAAAUCCGCCAUCGGGGAUGAGUGGGUCAGCUAUCCUGAUCUGUAUCCCUUCAUUCGAACCAUUCUCUUCCGAGCCACCACCGACGCGUUUUACGGCCCGCAGCUUCUCAAGUCGAGCCCGUACCUGGAAGAGGACAUCUGGAAGUUCGAUGUAAAUGUGCCAUUUCUGGCCAAGGGCUUGCCGGGUUUUCUCAAUCGGUCUGCUAAAAGAGUCCGACAUAGAUGUACACAAGCGUUUCGCAUGUGGAGGGUCUCCGCUCUGCAGGAAACCGCAGAGCAACUUCCAGAAUGGAAUGAAAAAUCGGGACUGAAGACUACGACGCUACGUAAGGAGGUGUUUGAGCAGUUUGAGGAGUGGGAUGAUACCUCGUGUGCAGCGUCUGAUCUUGCAGUGCUGUUUGGGUUAACGUCCAACUCCAUCCGAGCCUCGUUCUGGUUCUUCCUCGAAACAUUACGGUCACCUGACCUCGCCGGCGAUGCAGCGAGGGAGAUAUCCAGCGUGAUCACUACAUCGGAAACAUACAACUCAACAGAUACAGCGCCACCCCGCUUCGACAUCAAACUGCUGGUGCGACUUCCGCUCCUACAAUCGCUCUUCGCCGAGACACUGAGAAUGUACGUCUCGGUAAUGAUAGUUCGCACCACACGACAAAGCUGCAAACUCGGGGACUGGGUGGUGCAGAAGGAUCAGAAGGUCAUGAUGUGCAACUACGCACAGCACAUGGACGAGAAGCUCUGGAACCAGGAUGGUUCCAGCCCUCACGCCCUCGACGCAUUCUGGGGACGGCGAUUCCUGUCCGGUUCAGAGACUGAAAAGCCGGACUCGAGCCCUGUCGCGCAGAUGGAGGCCCUUGCAGACCAGUCCACACCUACUGGGCCUCGCUUCGCAGGAGAAGGACUCGGCGCCAAGUUCUUCCCGUUCGGCAUGGGCGAGAGAGUCUGCCCCGGCCGCCACUUUUCCAAGAUCCAAUCGCUGCUGGCGUACGCGCUGAUAUCGGAGAGUUUCGAUAUGGAGCUGCUGGUGGAGGAUGGAUGGAGGCCGAGGGUGGAUUGGAACCACUUUGGAUACGGCACCUUGCCCCCGGCCAUGUCGACGCCGUUUCGCAUCAGGAGAAAGGCGGCUGCUGUGGUUUAGUCGGGGAUGUAGUCGUACAUUACUUGCUUUGAUAGACGGAGUGUUGAAUAGACUGUACUUUGGAU
Messenger RNA from Mytilinidion resinicola, 1801 nucleotides. RefSeq names its product cytochrome P450. Gene Ontology annotation, molecular function: steroid hydroxylase activity; heme binding; oxidoreductase activity, acting on paired donors, with incorporation or reduction of molecular oxygen. The coding region runs from base 24 to 1736 and encodes 570 amino acids. NCBI's taxonomy places the organism in Eukaryota, Fungi, Ascomycota, Dothideomycetes, Mytilinidiales, Mytilinidiaceae. The transcript has 3 exons. The record is from RefSeq and is a predicted model, not a curated record.